GUAAAAGUACCAAUAAGGUGUGGCUUUUGUGGGUUUUUGGCGACAAAACGAGUGAGUAAUUUUAUGGUGUAGAACUGGUGACUGUAUAUUAUAUAACAGUUGUAACAUUUCCUGUUAGACGACCUGAGCUAACUUUUUGUUUGGUGUUAGCUAAAGUUAGCUUACUUACAGUAUGCUACACUAGCUAACGUAACGUUAACGCUACAUUACCCUAAAUAGAGUCUAAAAGACAUCAACAUUUGAACUGGCUUAACCCUUCAAAGUAUUUCCAUCUGAUUUGGUGGUGACCAUGAUGAGGAGACAAGAAAACCAGCUGGCCAGGCCAACAGCAGGCUGCAUGUCUGUACCACUCUUUAACCAGCGGAAAAGGAACAGACUCCCUCUGACAUCUGCUCCCUCUGAGAAUGACUUCUUCUCCCACAGUGAAUACACAGCAAGCAGCCCAGCUGCAGCUCACAGCGCAUCAGGUACCUAUGGAUGUUACGAGGCCUCCGGUCCAACCUCUGGGGCUCCACAAAGCCACCAGUGGAACAGGCAGGGCAUCCCAUCAUCUACUCCGCCCCGGGAGUAUGGCAGUAGCAGACCUGCUCCUGGACCUGCCCCUCCAAUUAGAACCUAUGCAUCCAUAGCCCACCCAUACAAAGCUGGAGGCACAAGCUCAGAGAUGAGAAAGCCCAUCAACUCUAUGAGACAACAGGAUUUUAGCCCUAGUGGUCACUCCGGACAGAGCCGAUAUCAAGCCUCCCAAAUCACUGAGAGUGCACAAAUUAAGCCAGUGCCCCAUCCAAGCUUCUCCCAAAUGGGUCAGCAGUCAUCUUACAGACCACCCAAUCCCACACAUCAGUAUUCUCUGCAGCCCAGACCUCCAUCUGCUCCGGUGCCACCACCCAGCAGACCCUCUGCCUGUGCUAUGGAGCCACAAAGAAACUCCUGGAAGUUUACUAACAGCUUUGGGCCGCAGAGACGCCCCUUUGAGGGAAACAGGAGCACAAAUCAACCUCAGACUGUGCAACAAAGUCAAACUCAGAGCAGAUUUCCACUGAAGCCACCAAUCGAGAACUCACUGAGGAUCAUGACUUCAGUCAUUGAUGGCAUGAGACACUGGAGCCAAUUUAAAGACAAAGUCCCAUACCUCUUUGAGAUAUUUGCUACUCUGGACUCUGCGGUAACGCUGGGUCUCCACGGAGCAAAGAACUUCCUCAUGAGGGACGGAAAGGAGGUGGUGUUGUGUGUCUUCUAUGAAAAUGAACAGGAACUGCCGCGUCUCAUCCGUGGUCAAGUUCAUCGCUGCGUGGGAAACUAUGACCGCAGUAGAGACGUCCUGAUGUGCGUGUCCGUCCGACCCGCCCUGCCCUCGGAGCUGAGAAACGCUCAAGAGGCUGUCAAAGCCUGCGAUGCAGAAAUGAGAGCGCUGGUGAAAUCACUCAGUGAGGUGUGAGCAUGAGUGCUGCAGGUGUCUUUAGCAGAACUAGUGUGCCAGUAAUUGAUGAGAGUUCUCUGUGUUAAUAGAUAACUGGUGUUUUGGGUCAGUUACAGUAGUUACAAAAAGCAUGUUUAAAGAAUAAUGAAAGAUUUUUGACCUGUGAAGGGCGCUGUUGCGCUGUUGUAUUUGACUUUAACAGUUCACUUGCAUUUGCAAAAUCCAUAAAGAGUUAUUUCCUUGAAUCCAAACCUGAAUGGAAAGUAAAGCUUCU
This is a messenger RNA of Pungitius pungitius (ninespine stickleback), 1694 nucleotides long. RefSeq names its product spermatogenesis-associated protein 22. The record is from RefSeq and is a predicted model, not a curated record. The coding region runs from base 290 to 1438 and encodes 382 amino acids. The transcript is spliced from 7 exons. Gene Ontology annotation, biological process: regulation of meiotic cell cycle; gamete generation; homologous chromosome pairing at meiosis. NCBI's taxonomy places the organism in Eukaryota, Metazoa, Chordata, Actinopteri, Perciformes, Gasterosteidae.